AUGUCGCAGCACCUACUCACCGCCGCUGAGUCCCGCCUCUUCAACGGCUUCCUCGACCACCACGCCCACGACUCUGUCGAAUGGCGCGGUUUCCACCCCGCCCUCGCCGACAAGAUCCCCCACAAGCAGGGAAAGGAGGCUCUCGCCCGCGCGACCAAGGAGCUUCUUUCCUUCGGUGCUGCCAACGCCCCUCUUAGCAGCAAGGCGGCCACCGCUGCGGCCGGUGGGAGUAGUAGCGGGGGCGCCAUUGCAAGUUUGAGCGCGAGUGCGAGUGCGAAGACAGGGGGGACGAGCCGCUCCGGCAGUGGUGUGUCGCAUUGGCCGAGCUUUACCCCGGAUGCCCAUGACCCCGCACGGUCCAACCACGGCCGGUACGACCGCCACAGCCCCUACUCCUUCUCGUCAUACCGUCCCCAGCAGCAGCAGCAGCACGAUCAGCCAACAUCGUCCUCGUCGGCGUUCACCCUAGCCUCACUGAACGUCUCUGCGCGCCCAUCUGUACCGCCCUCGUCAGCCUCCACAUCCAAGCGUGCGCUCCCACGGGACCACCAGGUCGGCGGCUCAAUAUCCAGUGCCGGCGACGGCACCGUCGCAAAACGAGCACGCCCCACCCCACCAGAGGAUACCUCUGCUCCAAUUCUUCCCGCCAAUACUCCCUCCGCCGCCGCCGCCGCCCCAGCGAAAGCUCGGCGCCCAUCGCAGUCCGCCCGAAGAUCCGCAGUCCCUGCGGCACCGUCGAAGCCCGCGCUGCUCUCGCCGUCGCAGAAGCGCGCAAAUCACAUCCAGAGUGAGCAGAAGCGCCGUGCGAAUAUCCGCCGGGGGUACGAGGCGCUCUGCGAUGCGGUCCCGGCACUGCGCGAAGCAAUCCGGCUCGACGAUGAGGCGAGCGCGGCGGAUGCGAGCACGAAUGCGAAUGCCAGUUCGGCCUCGGGCGGCGGACGCGAGGACAAGGCGCGGAAGCGCAAGCGACGAGGCGAGGACGAGAAGACCGCCGAUGGGCGUGCGGGACCGCGCAGCGAGAACGUCGUGCUGUCGAAGACGAUUGAGUAUAUUAGGACACUGCUUAAUGACCGCCAGGAUCUCGUCACGCGCCUGACGUUCGCGCGGAGCGUCCUCGCGCCGGAGCACCCUGCACUCACAGUCUCGACGGCGCAUGCGGACGAGGAGGGUAUCCCGCUGUGGGAGCGCGAGUGGAAGGGCGGCAGCGGCGCGGCGGACGAGGACGAGGGAGAGGGGGGGAGCGAGGAAGACGAGUAG
Molecule: messenger RNA, 1257 nt
Organism: Sparassis crispa
Lineage: Eukaryota; Fungi; Basidiomycota; Agaricomycetes; Polyporales; Sparassidaceae
Exons: 2
Coding region: 1-1257 (418 amino acids)
Biological process (GO): regulation of transcription by RNA polymerase II
Molecular function (GO): RNA polymerase II cis-regulatory region sequence-specific DNA binding; protein dimerization activity; DNA-binding transcription factor activity, RNA polymerase II-specific
Source: RefSeq, a predicted model, not a curated record